Molecule: messenger RNA, 1492 nt
Organism: Prorocentrum cordatum
Lineage: Eukaryota; Dinophyceae; Prorocentrales; Prorocentraceae
Source: the annotation of a GenBank genome assembly
CGGGCGACCUCAUCGUGAUCUCCGCCGACUUCUUGCCGAAGCGUGGGUUCGGAGGGUUGAACUCUGACCGAUGGGCCUCGCUCAGGGCCUGCUUGGCCUCGGCCUCAUACCCGUGGCUACUAGUUGCUGACUGGGGCCUCACCCCGACUAUCCUGUCGGACAGCCCCUUCUGGAACUAUGUCGGUGGUGAGAUGGUCCUGCCCGACAUCCAGGCCGCCUCUGGCGACGGAACUGGCUCGCUGAUUGACUGCGUGGUCGCUGCCGGGUCGGUGGCCAAGCUGGUCGCGGUCAAGGGCGCCCUUGCCCUUCCAGCUGACCAUCAGGAAACCUUUCCAGACCUGCAUCAACUUCCAGAUCUUCUGGCCUCGCCUGGCGACGACUUCGCCGUCGGCUUCGGGCGCUGGAACGACGGCUUCCCCGUGGGCGAGGAGCUGUGCACCUUCGAUGCGGAGAUGCGCAUGACCCACGGCGCUCCGAUUGGUGGCUGGGCCCUUGAGGGGAAUGAUGACAUCUUCCAGUCCUACAGCAAGUGGGUUGACCAGGCCGAGCAGGCGCUCCUCGACCCCAGUCUGACGGCCCAGCGCCGCCUCGACCAGCGCCCCGACCUCCAGGAGCGCGCCAGGGUGGCCCUCGACCGCAUCGCCGUGCUCUUCGAGGGGAUCGACCGCCUCGCCAGCGAGCAGCUCGUCCACGGCCUCACGCAGGUCGUGGUCGGUAUGGGGGCGGUGGCAGCGUGUGAGGUUGGCCGUGGCAUCGGGAAGGCCCGCAAGGCCUUCGCCGACUGGGCGCGCCGCAUGUGGCGCACGUCACCCGAGGCGCUUCACCGCCAUGUUCGUGAUCCUGUUGCACCUCGGCCAGAAGAUGCCAGUGUGGAGGUCUCUGCUUCGUCCUUUGCGGCCAAUGCGGUCGCCGGCCCGGUCGCCACCAUUGACGCAAUGGCAGCGAGGUGGGGCAAGAUUUGGACGGGUGCAGUUGGCACUCCCGAGUGCAUCGUGCAGGCGCUUGGGCGCAUCCGUCAGAUGGCAGCUAAGGAGGAUACCCCUCCGUUGCAGGUUGCGCAGCUUCAGUCUUGCAACCACGUCACGGGCAACGAGAAGGCGCGUGGAGUCGGCGCUUCUGGAUGCGGGGUGGGAUCCUACGUCUGCUGGUGUUUGGAUCCGCCCCGGCUAGCAAGCGCGACGCUGGCGAUGGUCUCGAUCGAGGGUGGCGGCGACUUCCUUCGCAUCAAGAGGGGGCUCAAGCGCCGUCAGCCCAGCGGCCAGUGCGACGAGCGCGGCUUGACGCCCGCGGUGGUUGCAGGCGGGCAUUGGGCCCGUGCUCGGCGGCGCCUCUGCGGCUGCAAGAUCGGGUCGACGACCUACCCGCGCUGCAAGGAGCAUCCUGAGACGUUGUUCCGCAGGAAGUGGUCUUGCGAGUGCAACCGUGACCACGGCGACUACGAUGGGGCCUCCUCGCUGUUCACGGCGGCGCUGGCGCAGCACUGCAGGGGGGG